UAUUCAGUGUUUAAUAUCUGGGAUAUGGCUGUCUUCAUGAUAAACAUUUGUAAAUUUAAUGAAUGUGGUUUGACGUUUCCUAAUUUGUUAGAACUUAUUCAACAUAUUGAAGGCACUCAUAUCGAUUACGACCCUCGCGUGAUUGAACAGAAAGAGUUGCAGCAGCCGUCUUGCCUGCCGCUGAGCUACGUGCUGAGCUUUUUCUCAGACGAGGGCAUCAAGCGAAAGGUCUCCCAUUCAAAUGUGACCAGAAGCAUCUCCUAUUCUGCAUUUAGCAGAUCCAGCUCACCGACAGGGAGCGACGGCGAGGAAGAUGAGUUCGGGAGCGAGCUGGACAACAGCAACGAGUCGUGGGCCACUUCCGAGGAAUUCAGCUCCGAGUUCAUCCUCAAGUACGGCAGCAGAUUGGCGAACUCUUCGGCCAACAGUAACGGCACUGACAAGCCGUUUGCGUGCCCUGUUCCUGGCUGCAAGAAGCGCUACAAGAACAUCAACGGCAUGAAGUACCAUUCCAAAAAUGGACACAAGAAGGAUGGAAAGCUCCACAAGGCGUUCAAGUGCCACUGCGGCAAGAGCUACAAGACCCGGCAGGGCCUGAAGAACCACGGGGCGGCGCGUCACGGCACCAACCUGGCGCUGGCGGUCCCGGGCGGCGAGGCGGCGGGCGUGCGCGCCGUCUCCAUCAGGAGCCUGGACGUGAAGGCCAUGGUGCUGGCGGACUCUGCGCUGGGCGUGCUCACCCCGGCCCCUUCCCCCCAAGUGUCGCCCCUCCCCGUCAAGCCCCACCCGCCGUUCACCCCGACCCAGUCCCCCGUCAAGCACCUGGCCUUCUCCUCCCCGGCGGUGCUGACCCCGGGGCCCCCCAGCCCCGCCAGCAGCACCUCCUGAACGCCUCCGGGACAGUCGGUGAGUCGAGUCCAUUCCUCUCCAACAACAGUGAUAUUCAUUCCAGAAGUGUUGAUGAUGGUGAGGGGUUGUUCGGCCAGGAGGGACGGUGUGAUGACCGUGGCGUGACUAGUGGCUCGCGAUUGCCUCUGCAGGGUGUAACACUUGGACCGUAGCUCGGCCGGUAACUGACCCCGUUUCCUCUGGCGCACCAGGCCAGCCGGCAGCCGGACGUUCAUCAAAUACAAUCUCUAAACACUGUAAUGUUUUUAGUGAAGAUAAUUUUCGUGUCAAAUAUAUCACUUAUAUCUUCCUAGGUUAGAAAUACUUGUAAUUGUUUUAAAAACCGAAACUUAACUUAUUUCAUUAUAACUGAUAUAUUUUUUUUAACAAUUUUUGGCUCACUACGUAUCGCUCCCCUUAAGAGCACCUUGCUCUGUAUCACCUACUGUGUAUGUCCUGUCUGGUUUGGUUUCCAAAUAGCUGCCGCCUUUGUUUAUGAAACAUUGAAAAUACUGUAAAAUCAAUAUGAAUUGGUGAUGUAAAAUUUACUUGGAUUACUUACCUUUAACCACCUGUUUAAACUGGUAACUACUUGUAAGUAUCAAAAUGCCCUCUUAAGAGCAUGAUUAAAAAAAAAUUUCAGGAAGUGGAACAAAAAAAAGGGUCUUUAAGAAUUCAAAAUUUUUAACUGGAAAAGAGUAUUUUUCUUCAAAUUUAAUAAAAAUUCUUCAUUUUUAAAUUAUAGUAUAUAGAAAACAAUUUUUAACGAAAUAAAAUGCAUAAAUGAACAUUUGAUAGUGCAUUUUAUUUCAGUACCGCACGGUCAAUUUUAUUUACAGUUUCCUGGGGCCCCUAUCUAUUGGGAGUGUUCGUAUUUUUAAUGUUAAUGUGCAUGGAAAAUAAAAAUAAAAUGAAAUGAGUUUUUUUUUUCACCCGCAGGUUGCUGCCCUGUGCUGAGGCCAGAGAGGGUUGAGUCUAGUCAGGAGAGAUUCAACGAGAACCAAUGAAAGCGCUGUUUGGGACGAGCCCAUCUCAGCCAUGACUGCUGUACAUAUACCUAUAUUUGAAUCCUAAAGGCCAUUUCAGCUUACAUUAGUUUCAGCAAUGCUCAACUUUAAAAAAUUUCAAGGCUGUGUGUGUGUAGUUUUUAGAGGUUACUGUUUUGUGAUUGUGUAAGCGAGCUUAUGGCUUUAAGUCAGUGAUUUGAUUAUUGUGUAUGUGUCAAAUACAUAAAAUAUUUAUGGUGCUCAACCUCACCUAUGUAUGCUGCAUUAUGUCAAGUUGUCAACAUAGUCAUGUGAGUCUAAACAUUAUUUUGUAAUUUUAUUGUAAACUUUUGGCUGUGCUAAGUUCUGUAACAUUACUGUAGCAUUGCAGAUUAAACAUUGCCAGUGAUUAUUUGUAUACUAUUAUUAUUAUUAUUAUUAUUACAUGUUUACAUGUAUGUACUUUGUACGAAGUUGUCUGAGAUAUUUGUUAAGACAGUGUUACUUGAUCUGCAUGUAUAUAUAUAUAUACUUACAAAUAAAUAUACACCAAUGUAUAUCUGUAAUUACCUUUUUUGCAUGUACACCUAUCACUGCCAGUAAAUAAAGUGUGUGUGUGUGUUCAAUA
Messenger RNA from Bacillus rossius redtenbacheri, 2502 nucleotides. RefSeq names its product juxtaposed with another zinc finger protein 1. The record is from RefSeq and is a predicted model, not a curated record. NCBI's taxonomy places the organism in Eukaryota, Metazoa, Arthropoda, Insecta, Phasmatodea, Bacillidae. Gene Ontology annotation, cellular component: nucleus. The transcript has 5 exons. Bases 25 to 888 code for a protein of 287 amino acids.